Molecule: messenger RNA, 642 nt
Organism: Aspergillus fischeri NRRL 181
Lineage: Eukaryota; Fungi; Ascomycota; Eurotiomycetes; Eurotiales; Aspergillaceae
Product: U2 snRNP complex subunit MSL1
Exons: 2
Coding region: 1-642 (213 amino acids)
Molecular function (GO): RNA binding
Source: RefSeq, a predicted model, not a curated record
AUGUCUGCAAGAGUGGCCUCCGUACGGGGUGGCAAUCAGAACAAAUCUGUGCCUGCUGGCGUACCGAACCAAACGCUAUAUUGUACCAACCUCCCAGACAAACUCCGGAAGUAUGACUUACGGUUAUCGCUCUAUACUCUUUUCUCCACCUACGGUACUGUCUUGGACGUCGUGGCCUUGAAAACUGAGAAAAUGCGCGGUCAAGCGCAUAUUGUGUUCAAGGAUGUCCAGGCUAGCACACAAGCUAUGCGCGCGUUACAGGGCUUCGAAUUCUUCGGGAGAGAAAUGGUAGGUGCUUUCGGGUUCAACGGACUUGCCACUGGUCUUAACACGGUGUAUUUUCAGAAAAUUGUCUAUGCCAAGGGCACGUCGGAUGUGAUCGCCAGGCUACGAGGGACCUACAACGUCCCCACAACUACUGCUACCCAAGCUACAGGUGCUUCCACAGAUCUCCAGAAAUCGAUCUUCAGCGGUCCGCCUGGAUCCACAGCACUGCCCCCGAAACCCGCGGGGCAGAUCAACGGCGAGGCCCAGGCAGCUCAUGGAACUAAGCGCCCUCGUGAGGAAGAAAGUGAUGAGGAAGAGGCACCGAUGGACGAGGACAGUGACGUGCCAAUGGAAGCCUCGUCAGAUGAAGAUUAA